GGAGGGGCUUAAAGGGUGGGCUUGUAGUCAUUGUCAGGCAGCGAGUAGGAGCAGACUGAGUGAAGAACGUGUGUGUGCAGACUGGGAUGAGUAGAUGCACCGGGCAGCUUAGCUGUUGAAACAGCCAGAGAGAGAGAGAGAGAGAGAGCGAGAGGGGGGAGACAGAAGCUGAGAAGAAAAAGGGAGGAUACUUCAACUACAACUAUGCUGUGCUGCAUAAGAAGAACCAAACCGGUAGAGAAGAACGAGGAUGCAGAUCAGAAGAUCGAACAGGAUGGCACUGCCAACAAACCCGAGGACAAGGCCCACAAGGCUGCCACCAAAAUACAGGCUAGCUUCCGUGGACACAUAACUCGGAAAAAGAUGAAAGAUGGAGAGGAGGAGAAGGAGAAGGAAGGAGAUGGUCUUGCUGCAGAGGAAGUAACAAAUGGAGAAGAAGAGCCAAAGGUGAAUGGAGAAGAGAAACUUACUGAGAAGGAGGAAACUGCAGGAGAGGAGACCAAGAAGGAGGUGGAGGAGACAAACCAAGCCAAGAGCCCAGUGGCAGACAAGUCAGCUCCAGCAGACACGGCGAUGUCUCCUGUAGCGGCAGCACCACCUGCUGCUUCUCCCACAGCACCCUCUGAACCUCACCAAGAGGAGCCCAAGGUGGAGGAGAAAGCUCAGGAGAAGCCCAAAGAGGUGGUGGCAGCAGAGAGUCCCACCACUGCCACUGAGAAGGAGGAGGAGCAGAGUGAACAGAAGAAGGAAGAGGAGGCCAGAAAAGCCGACGUGCCUGCUGCUGCCAGCCCAACAGCUGAGAAGGAGGAGCCUAAACAAACAAACGGUAUACAAGAUGCUGCAAAGGAGUUGAAAGCAGAGGAGACCACCCUGGUAGAUGGAGUGGUGGAGUCCCCUGAAUCCAAGGAUAACUAAGGCCAAGUCAAACCAAUUGAAGAAUAACGCAAAAACACAAAUUUAAAAAGGUUGCUCAUUGCCUUCCCAGAGUGAAGGCAGUCUGUUUCUAUUUGUCUUUUUUUUUUGUGUGGCAAUGACUUUCUCAUGUUGGGGGAGUUUCCAGAGAGAUUUCUUCUGCUCAGACUAAUAGUAUGAGGAAGUUUAUGAUAAUGUUAGCGUUGUGAUGAUUAUAAAAAUGUUUAUUACCUUAAUGAUGACGAUGAAAGAGAUGAUGAUGAUGAUGAUUGUUAAUGUUGAUGAUAUGGCAAAGUACAUUUGGUGUGUUUUUACUAUAUAAUGUGGUAAAAACACUGUUGAAAAACUGGCUCCCAACUGGAAUAGUGACACAGAUUUGAAUGCAUUGCUAAUGCAACACAUUAGAUUUUUAUUGUAAUUCUCUUUCUUUGAAGCUUCAUUGCAGAAGACCGUUUGGCAGAUGUACUCACAAAAACAAGUUUUAAUAUGCAAUUUCAGUUUUUAACACAGAACAAGUGUACGAAAAAUAAGAAAUGCACUGGUAAUAUUAUAACAAUAACAGUAAUAGAAUGUAUAAAUUGUGUGACAUAUCCAGCUGGUCAGUUGUAUCUUGAAUUCCAAAACAGCAAAGCAGAUGGAUCUAUCUCCUGUCUAUUUUCUUUAAGUUACUCAACCUCGGUAAAAAGCCCUAAGAAGGCCUCUGUCAGCUUUGCAUUUACAGUAAAGAACCUGUUGCCAUUUAAAUAAAAUAAUCUCUAGAAAAUAAGUAUAGUAUUGAUGUGUCUGGCUCUUAUAUACACCAAUUUGUAUUCGGACAACCAAACGUGAGAACAGUAGCGCGAACAACUGAACCAGAUGCAUGAUGGAAACUCUCCCUUCAAGAGGAACUUUUUCGCAGUCACAGAAACAUAAGAGGUGUGGCAGCUUCUUUUUGAUGUCUUUGGUGUUGUUAUGACAGUUUAUAUAGACUGGAAAAAAAUACUCUUGCACUGAUGUAACAAAAUUUCUGAAAAGAAAAAUCAAACGAACAAGUAAACAAACAAAAAAAAUUACUUUCCUUGUUUCAGUGAGUGCAAUGACCAGUUUCAACCUUAUCUAAAAGCUAAAACUUGUGAAAGAAAUGGUUUCCAUGUCUGUUUUCAAAAUAAAAAACAUGUGCCAAUUACCAUCAUAA
Nothobranchius furzeri (turquoise killifish) is the source of this 2086-nucleotide messenger RNA. RefSeq names its product growth associated protein 43 (gene gap43). Gene Ontology annotation, molecular function: protein binding. The record is from RefSeq and is a predicted model, not a curated record. Gene Ontology annotation, biological process: regulation of growth. Lineage: Eukaryota; Metazoa; Chordata; Actinopteri; Cyprinodontiformes; Nothobranchiidae.